Vigna unguiculata (cowpea) is the source of this 1688-nucleotide messenger RNA. RefSeq names its product COP9 signalosome subunit 6A (gene CSN6A). The record is from RefSeq and is a predicted model, not a curated record. Gene Ontology annotation, biological process: protein deneddylation. Gene Ontology annotation, cellular component: COP9 signalosome. Gene Ontology annotation, molecular function: protein binding; metallopeptidase activity. NCBI's taxonomy places the organism in Eukaryota, Viridiplantae, Streptophyta, Magnoliopsida, Fabales, Fabaceae.
UAACUUCGACCAAUUUUUGAUUAAUCAUCUUUUUGGUUCACUAGAAGAUACACAAAAGAAGACACGGCAGAGUAAGAAGAAAGAGUGUUCCUGAAACGUUUCUUUCUUUUCACGCUCAAAUCCUGAAGCCCCAACAAACCCUAACCUGAGUCCGAUUCCAGUAUAAACCCUAAACCCCCAAAUUCGUUGGUCAUGGCUUCAUCUUCGAGUAGCGGAUUGACGUUCAAGCUGCAUCCUCUAGUAAUAGUAAACAUCUCCGACCAUUACACGAGGGUCAAGUCUCAGAUGAACCCAACCCUCGCACCACAGCACACCAACAACGCCGCGGCACCCAACGGCGGCGAUGGCGUCGUUUCGCCCCUCCCUCCCCGGGUCUAUGGAUGUGUCAUAGGAGUGCAGAAGGGCCGCACCGUGGAGAUCUUCAACAGCUUCGAACUCCUCUACGAUCCUUCCACUCAUUCCCUCGAUCGCACCUUCCUCGAGAAGAAGCAAGAACUCUAUAAGAAGGUGUUCCCACACUUCUACAUACUGGGAUGGUAUUCGACUGGGAGUGAUGCGGAGGAAUCAGACAUGCAUAUUCACAAAGCUCUGAUGGAUAUCAAUGAAAGUCCAGUUUAUGUUCUUCUCAAUCCUUCUAUCAAUCACUCUCAGAAGGAUCUCCCAGUCAGUAUUUAUGAAAGUGAACUACAUGUCAUAGAUGGGAUUCCACAACUUAUCUUUGUUCUCUCAAGCUAUACUAUUGAGACUGUUGAAGCAGAGCGAAUAUCAGUUGAUCAUGUUGCUCAUCUUAAGCCAUCUGAUGGUGGUUCAGCGGCAACACAACUGGCUGCUCACCUUACUGGUAUACACAGUGCCAUCAAAAUGCUUCAUAGCAGAAUAAAGGUGCUAAAUCACUAUCUUCUUGCAAUGCAAAAAGGGGACGUUCCUUGUGAAAAUUCACUAUUAAGACAAGUGUCAAGUCUCCUGAGACGAUUACCUGCUAUUGAAUCCGGGAAAUUUCAAGAUGAUUUCUUAAUGGAGUACAAUGAUACCUUAUUGAUUAGUUACCUGGCAAUGCUUACCAACUGCUCAAGUGGAAUGAAUGAGCUGGUGGACAAAUUUAAUACCGCUUAUGAUAGGCAUACCAGAAGGGGUGGACGAACUGCUUUUAUGUGAGAGCUACUUGGUUCCUUUUUUCUGGUGGACAUCCUCAGAGCACUUUUCCAACUUUGUAGGCUUAGAUUUUUUUUUUUCAACUCUUUUUACUGGUUAGGCACUUGUUAUUGAAGCUUAGUAUUGCUUUGAUUUAAGAGAAUAGGGAGAAAAGGAAAAAAAGAAGGAAAGUCACCAUAUGAUUGCUCCCUCCAACGUAAAAAAAAAGAAAAGUAUUUGUUUUAGCAUGUUUCUAUGAAAAAUUUGCGAUGCAGGGGGGACAAAGAGUUGUAGGAGAAGAUGUGAAUUUUCAUUGUGAUUCUUUGAUGAGUCACCAUCCUUCAUAUUCGUGCUUUGAGACCAAAUUCUUUUGGAGGAGUACAACUCUUAAAUAGGUCAAGAGGAACAUAUGGUGGAAGAAAUUACAGUCACAGUAUUGAGUCGAUCUGUAGUUAUUUUUGUUGAACAAUUAUAAUCAUUAUUAUACUUAUUAACUGUGAAGUGUUUGUCAGGAGAGUUUCUUGACAUUGGUAUGCACAUAUAAAUGGUUUUAAAAA